This is a messenger RNA of Archocentrus centrarchus (flier cichlid), 1721 nucleotides long. RefSeq names its product DIRAS family, GTP-binding RAS-like 1a (gene diras1a). The transcript is spliced from 4 exons. Bases 271 to 870 code for a protein of 199 amino acids. The record is from RefSeq and is a predicted model, not a curated record. Gene Ontology annotation, biological process: signal transduction. Gene Ontology annotation, molecular function: GTPase activity; GTP binding. Gene Ontology annotation, cellular component: membrane. Lineage: Eukaryota; Metazoa; Chordata; Actinopteri; Cichliformes; Cichlidae.
UGAUGGAGGAGGGAGGAGAAGGAGGAGGAGGAAGAGGAGGUCUGAUGCGCGCCGAGCAGCAGCAGCAGCUCUGAUGAUGGUGAUGAUGAUGGUGAUGAUGAUGGUGUGAGUCAGACAGCCGAGGGUUCAGGAUGCUCACAGCCGCUCCGGAGUAGACAAACCCCGCAAACACACAUAAACACACACAGAAAGACGGCGAGGAUCCGCGGAGACACGCGUACAGAUCGUUGAUCCAGAACAGCAGGUGAACUCCCAACUCCAACUCCCAGAAUGCCCGAGCAGAGUAAUGACUACCGGGUGGUGGUGUUCGGAGCCGGCGGGGUGGGGAAGAGCUCGCUGGUGCUUCGAUUUGUGAAAGGCACCUUCAGAGACACCUACAUCCCCACAGUGGAGGACACCUACAGACAGGUGAUCAGCUGUGAUAAGAGCGUCUGCACGCUGGAGAUUACCGACACAACAGGAAGUCACCAGUUUCCCGCCAUGCAGCGUUUGUCUAUCUCCAGAGGCCACGCCUUCAUCCUGGUAUACUCCAUCACCAGUCGCCAAUCACUGGAGGAGCUCAAACCCAUCUACCAACAGGUUCUGGCCAUCAAAGGCAGCGUGGAAUCCAUUCCCAUCAUGCUUGUGGGGAACAAAAGCGAUGAAACAGCCCAGCGUGAAGUGGAGACCAAGGAGGGCGAGGCUCAGGCAACUGCCUGGAAGUGUGCCUUCAUGGAGACCUCGGCCAAGACAAACACCAACGUCAAGGAACUGUUCCAGGAGCUGCUGGCCCUUGAGAAGAAGCGGGACAUGAGCCUGAGCAUCGACGGGAAACGGUCGGGAAAACAGAAACGAGCUGACAAGCUGAAGGGAAAGUGCAGCCUUAUGUAGAGCAGCUGAUAGCUGCAGAGGACUCACAGUCUGUUUGAACGCUAGAGCCCAAAUGAACAAAAUGACUAAGAAUAACUUAUAAUGGAAUCUGGAAUAUUUGAAUAUUUAUAUCAAGACCUCAGGCUCCUUCUGGGCCUGACCUGGAUUGUGUAUAUGGUCUAAAAUAUUUGUAAAAAAAAAAGAAAACUUUUUACACUCUCAAUUAACUCGUGCCGCUAUCAACAAUUAUAUACGAACGGCAAAGAAUACUUCACUAAUUUCAUUGUGAAUGUUGAGCCAAAACUCAGUCAGAUUACAGUUUGUUCCAGCAGUUCCUGCAGGACCAAACCAAACUGGUCCUGCUAAUUUUAUUUUAAAGAUGAGCUGUUAUGCUCAUUUUCUUUCUGGGACUCGACAAGAUUAGCCUUGCAUGGUUCACAGUUCAAGAAACUCCUUAUCUUAUACUGGCCCUUUAUGGAGCCCCUCAGUCCAUCCUCUCGGAAGCCUGCCGAGGGGCAGCACCCAGUUUUUGUGAGCAGAUGAAUGUAUAAAGAAAUUUAUAAAACUUUUGAAAAACAAACACACACACAGAAAACAACCCAGGCCAUACUCAAAGGACUGCAGCCUUCAGUGCAUGGGUCACCUGCGCAUACAGGUGAGCUAUAGUGGUACCCCUGAAUAUCUGUCAAUUUAUCAUAACCCUCUGCAACAUGAGAUGGGAGAUCUCAAGGGGUUUAUUCCAAUAAUUAAAUUUUUAAAUGUUUAUGUCACAAAGAGAGAUAAAGCAGGAUAGUUCCUCUGUAAGAUUUUGUUUUUCGGCAUGUUGCUUUAACUUGAUGGUGGAAAUAAAAACAAUGCAGUAACCUUCACAA